UAUAGAAAAUUCAGUUUGCUAACGUUUCUCGAAAGAGUGCCAGUGAAAAAGUGUAAAAAGAAAUAAAAUAUUCGAAUCAACAAAAAUGAAUGUCAACAAUGAACAAUUCAAUGACCCAAAAGGCCAGGGUAUGCCUCCACCAUACUCAGAUGCACCAGCAGGGCCUCUUCCCACUGUAGUACACCCAUACCCUCGCAUCCAGCCUGUAGGAGUGGCAUUCCAACAGACAUCAGGCGCCGAUGUCGUCCCUGUAAUCGUUGGCAACCGAGCCAUGGGCCCCAAGCCCAGCACGAUCACCUGCCCAUCUUGCAGAGUAGAAAUAGUCACAAGAGUAGAAUAUAUUAACUCUUCUAAAACCCACUUGUUUGCUCUUGGACUUUGCAUUGUAUUCUGGCCAUUGGUUUGCCUGCCGUAUUUCCUCGACAGUUGCCGGAAUGCUGACCAUUACUGUCCUAACUGCAACGCUUACAUCGGUAGCUACAACAACUAAGACCUCGCUUAAGAAAUUUAAGGACUAAAUUAAUAAGAAACUAGCAGCACGCC
Molecule: messenger RNA, 543 nt
Organism: Spodoptera exigua (beet armyworm)
Lineage: Eukaryota; Metazoa; Arthropoda; Insecta; Lepidoptera; Noctuidae
Source: the annotation of a GenBank genome assembly